Menidia menidia (Atlantic silverside) is the source of this 899-nucleotide messenger RNA. Lineage: Eukaryota; Metazoa; Chordata; Actinopteri; Atheriniformes; Atherinopsidae. The record is from the annotation of a GenBank genome assembly.
ACAUUAAACACGUUUAGUUCAUCUUCCAGCCAGCAGGGGGAGACAUUCUUGUGUAAAUGUUUAAGAGAGGAAGCUCAAAAUGGCGAUCCAGGGACCAGGGAGGUCUACGGGUCUCCUGUCCUCCGUCCCCCUGCAGCUGCUGCUCAGCCUCACCAGCGUCUACUUCGCCUUCUUCUUCCUCUUCACCCUGGGUCUGAUCAUCAGAAAGAGCCUGCUGCUGUCCUAUCCCCUGGACGCUCUGGCCUGUGAUGUGGCCCUCCUCUUCCUCCUGGCUGCUCUGCAGGGUCUCCACUUCUUCUUCGGUGUGAAGGGGAACCUGACGGAGAGCGAGGUCUACAUAGUGGGUAACCUCAUGGUUACGGUGACAACUGUCCUGUUGACGGUCUACUUCCUGGUGUGGCAGACCUACGUGCUGCGAGCGGACGUGAUCUUCUGCAGCGUCUUACUGGCUGUCUACGGCUUGGACGGAGUCCUCGCGCUCAGCACGCUGGCUCGAUUCGCCAGUGUCUAUUCAUGAAGAAGAGCUUCCUUCAUCAUCUUUGUGGGUACAGCGGAACCAGCAAGUCUACAUUUUUGAAGACUAAAAGAAAAAUCAGUCAGGAAAAAAAACUCUUUGAUUUAUUGAGAGUUAAUGGACAAUCCUAACUUGUUUUUUUAAAAGGAAUUAUCUGAUUAUAAUGCUGAGCUAGCCAUUAGAACAGUUUGAUCCCUGUAUGCUGGCAUGACAGACUUCUGACGUUUUUUAUUUCUGAGAAUAUGGAUCUCUUUUACAUAUUUCAUGUUCAAGUUUUGUCCAUUAGAGGGCAGAGUGGUUUUGAUUAAAAUAAUUCGAUUUCAACUCAUGUUUGAAAUGCAUGAGGAGUCAGACUGUUGCAGUUUUUUUUGUUGUUGUUGUUUUU